CGGCCGGCCUCGAGGAGCCGCCGCCGCGGCCACCUAGCCGAGGAAGAGGAGGAGGACGGAGUCGGGGGAAGCCACGGAGGGGAACGCGGUAUUGAAUUCUCCUUCAUGCUGGGCUUAAGUCUAGCCCAGUCAGAUUCUUUCCUUGCUUUGCUUUGUGCUAAUAAGAUUUUGGGCACCUGUUAACACCGUAGGAGUGGAAAAGUUGGCUUUUGUUCACGAAUGAGGAAUUAUUCUCGAAUAGAUUUUUCUUAAGAGAGUCAUCUUUACAAUGGCUUCAGCUGUUAUCAGUUCUGUUCCCACUACUGCUUCUCGUUUCGCCCUCUUGCAAGUAGAUAGUGGCAGUGGUUCUGAUUCUGAGCCUGGAAAGGGCAGAGGUCGGAAUCCUGGAAAGUCCCAAACUUUGGGGAACAAACCAACCACAAAUGAAAAGAAGAAAGAAAAAAGAAGAAAAAAGAAAGAACAGCAGCAGAGUGAAGCGAAUGAGCUUAGAAAUAUUGCUUUUAAGAAGAUUCCCCAGAAAUCCUCCCAGGUGGUUUGUAGCUCUCAACAUGAGCUUUCGUUGCCAAACCCGGUACAGAAAGACUUACAAGAAGAAAAUUGGCAAGAGUGGAGACAAAGAGAUGAACAGUUGACAUCUGAAAUGUUUGAAGCUGAUCUUGAAAAGGCAUUGUUGCUAAGCAAACUAGAAUAUGAAGAACACAAAAAGGAAUAUGAAAAUGUUGAAAAUGCUUCACCUCAAUCAAAAGGUAUGAAUAAAAAAGAAAAAAGAAAGAAUCAUCAGGGGAAAGACAAACCACUCACAGUGUCACUGAAAGACUUUCAGUCGGAAGCAAAUAUAGAUCACCUUAGUAAAAAAACUGAGGAGAUAUACUUAAAAGAUGGAAGAACUGAAAGACUAAAGUUGGAACUUGAAAGGAAAGAUGCUGAAAUUCAGAAGUUGAAAAAUAGCAUCACUCAGUGGGAGGCAAAAUAUAAAGAAGUAAAAGCAAGAAAUGCUCAGUUAUUGAAAAUGUUACAAGAAGGUGAAAUGAAAGAUAAAGCAGAAAUACUUCUUCAAGUUGAUGAAUCACAAAGUAUCAAAAAUGAGCUAACCCUACAGGUGACUUCACUUCAUGCUGCAUUAGAGCAAGAAAGAUCAAAAGUGAAGGCAUUACAAGCAGAAUUAACAAAAUAUCAGGGUGGCAGAAAAGGGAAAAGAAACUCCGAGUCUGACCAGUGUAGGUGAUCACAUUAGCCAUUGAGAGAUCAGCAUACACACACACACACACACACACACACGCACACGCACAUGCACACGCACACACACAUGCACGCACACACACAUGCACGCACAAACUUUUCAGGGUUUUGAAAAAAUGUAUAUAUUUAAUGCUGUACAACUGCUGAACUAUGCAGUUUUUGUUGGGGAAAAAAACUAAAAAGACUAAUUGGUUAACCAUCUAAAAAUAUUUCAUUUUUCUGUUGGUUUAAAGUGAAAAGUAGGAAAGUAGAAUUCCAGAAAAACUCAGUGAUUAUUUCUGUUUACUGUCCAUGCUCAUCACUUUAGUUUUUCAUCAGUCAAUAAAAUUUACUCUUCCA
Messenger RNA from Vombatus ursinus (common wombat), 1578 nucleotides. RefSeq names its product G kinase-anchoring protein 1. The coding region runs from base 269 to 1225 and encodes 318 amino acids. The record is from RefSeq and is a predicted model, not a curated record. NCBI's taxonomy places the organism in Eukaryota, Metazoa, Chordata, Mammalia, Diprotodontia, Vombatidae. The transcript is spliced from 12 exons. Gene Ontology annotation, biological process: signal transduction. Gene Ontology annotation, cellular component: Golgi apparatus.